UGAACUUUGAUUCUCCACUCUAGCAACAUGAUGGUCACCUUCCAAUAGAAAUAAAGGCUGUUCCUGAAGGAAGUGUCAUUCCUCGGGGAAAUGUUCUCUUUACAGUUGAAAAUACAGAUCCAGAGUGCUAUUGGCUAACCAACUGGGUUGAGACCAGCCUUGUUCAGACUUGGUAUCCAAUCUCUGUGGCCACAAAUUCCAGAGAGCAAAAGAAAAUUUUAGCUAAGUACCUGAUGGAGACUGCUGGUAAUUUAAAUGGUCUGGAAUACAAGCUUCAUGACUUUGGUUACAGAGGGGUCUCAUCGCAAGAGACGGCAGGAAUAGGGGCAUCUUCCCAUCUAGUAAACUUCAAAGGAACAGACACAGUUGCAGGAAUCACAGUCAUCAAGAAAUAUUAUGGAACGAAGGAUCCUGUGCCAGGAUUUUCAGUACCAGCAGCAGAACACAGUACAAUUACAGCUUGGGGAAAAGACUGUGAAAAAGAUGCCUUUGAACACAUUAUGAAGAAGUUUUCCACUGUGCCGGUAUCAAUCGUCAGUGAUAGUUACGACAUUUAUAAUGCUUGUGAAAAAAUCUGGGGUGAGGACUUGAGACAUUUGAUAGAGUUACGGAGUCCUGAAGCUCCACUUAUUAUACGACCAGAUUCAGGAAAUCCACUUGAUACAGUUUUACAGGUUCUUGAAAUCCUGGGAAAGAAAUUUCCACCAACGGAGAACCCGAAAGGUUAUAAGGUGCUUCCUCCUUUCUUGAGAAUUAUUCAGGGAGAUGGUGUGGAUAUAAACACUCUGCAAGAGAUCGUACAGGGAAUGAAAGCACAUAAGUGGAGCAUUGAGAACAUUACCUUUGGAUCUGGUGGUGCUUUGUUGCAGAAAAUGACCAGAGAUCUCCUGAACUGUUCGUUCAAAUGUAGUUAUGUCGUAACCAAUGGACUUGGGGUAAAUGUUUUCAAAGAUCCAGUCAUGGAUCCAAACAAGCGAUCCAAGAAAGGACGUCUAUCUUUGCAUUGUACUCCUGCAGGGCAUUAUGUCACACUUGAAGAGGGUAAAGGAGAACUGGAAGAAAAUGGUCCUGAUCUUCUGCAUACAGUUUUCAAGAAUGGCAAAGUUAUAAAGGCUUAUACUUUUGAUGAAGUGAGGGAAAAUGCUCAGCUGAAGAUGAGUAAAUGUGGAGAACUUCAAUAAAUUCAAAUUCAUGUCAAAUAUAUAUAUAUGUACACAAUGGAGUCAAGUCUGUCGCGGGUUCAAUGCACAGAUGUAUAUAUCAUGAUUUUAAAAUUUGCCUAUGAAGUUGAAAAAAUUUAUAAUGGUCACAUAUAAAACAGCAAAUGAAGUCCACCCAUACCCUGAUCAUCCAAGUGCAGUUUGCAUUUUUAACUGACGCCUGCUGUACACAAAUUUUAACAUUGUGUUGCUUUGAACAGCUGCUGCUUGUGUUGUAAUAUGUAAAUUGUGGGGUAUAAUAGUGGUAACAAGAAAUUAUGAAGACGUGCAAAUGUUGGUCAUGUGUUUGAACUGGAUAAUCUACUUCACAGAGAAAAUUGUUGGCCAAUGUUGGAACUAAUUUAAAUAUAUAUUUUUAGUGUACAUAUUCCAAACUCCUUUUCAAUCUUCCUAUUAAGUUUUUUUUUCUUUUAAUGAAUGGGGUUUCAAUUUUAUAGUUCCAGACUUUGUUCUGGCUUGGAAGUAGGGACAGUUUUGCUGAAUAGGAAUGAACAGUAAUGGCAGUAGUACAACCAUUUGGUAUUAUGAUGAACAAAGCCUUCUCUGCACACGAGUGUGUUUAGAAUUUGGGGGGGGUGGAGGCGAGGUAGUUAAUAGUGCACUUUUUUAUAGAACUAGUUGUGUGCUGAAAGAUGUCGGCUUUUAUAGAACAUUAAACACUGAGGAAAGAGGUGUCUAAUCGCACAACUAACUUUGAGGUUUAAUGGAACAAUCAAAAAUGAACUUAUUCUUAAGACUGUGGUUUGUCAAGAAUAUUAAUUAAUUUUGAUGCACUUAUAGAGCUAAGCCUUCUAUUUCACAUUUCCAAAUUUGAUAAGAAUAUUUUCCUUGAGAUACCAAGUUUAUUCUACCUUUUUCUUUAGCAUGAUUUUAAAUUUGAGAAAGUUUUUCCAAAAGAAAAUGUUUCCACGCCAAUGUAACGGUGAAAUUUGGAAAUUGGAAAUGGAAGGGAAAAUUAGACACAUUGUUAUCCCAGUAGAAUGAAAUGAACCUAACAUCUCUUCCUAUGAGGGGAGAAGGUUAUAAAAGUAUAAAUUUUAUAAUAGAAGAAAGAUUAGGCCUUUAAAUUCUAUAUUACACCAUGUUGUAGUUUUCAGUAGAAAAUUAAUUUCCUGGGACUGCUGUUUACAACAGAUGAAAUGUAUGUUUCCUGUGCUCUAUCAUUGUUUCAUGUCCCCAAAUUUCAAUGACACUGUGUUUCUUGAUACUCCUCACUACAGCAAUAUACCUAAACAGUAAAACAGAUUGUUAGACUAUGCAAUAGGAAUUUUUUUUUUUUUUGAACAUGAAAAGUGAACAUAUUGGUUCAUAUACCUAUGCUGAAAUGGCUUGAAGACUUUUUUUAAGGACAAGGUUAUGAAAAUAAGCCAUUUCCAGAUAUCAUGAAUUUUGUUUUUGUCCCACUGUGGGAAGUGUGAAACAGGAAGAACAUUAAUGUUACUAUGAUAUAAAUUACAGACAUAAUGAUUUAAUUUUAAAUGCUUUGUUAAAUUUGAAUGUGUUAAUAUUUUCUCUUUGAAAUAUCAACAAAGUAAGUCUGGGAUCAUCAUUUAAUCAGGGGGCGGACUUCCCAGAUGUUCGAGAGCAGUGGGGGCAGGGAGCAUUAAAUGUUGGAGAAAGCAAAAUGACAGGUAUUCAGUGGAACAGUUUUUUAAAAAAAAAAAGUAAGUUUGUUUAAUACUCAACCUACUAUUUAAUGUUUUCAUGACUUAUGUGGCCAGUUUCUGUUUCCAAACUGGGCUGCUUUUCAUUUCUAAGACACAAGCAUGGAAUACACCAAAUUGAAAGAAAUUCUUUUGCUCUCUAGAUACAAAUAAUUAAUGUAUAAAUUAACAUGUGAAGUGAAUUUUUAGAGUCGAUACUUGAAGAUAAAUUAUUGCCAUUAAGUAACUUUGAAGAAUGACUUCAAUGUGCCAAUAAUUUCAAAGUUAUAUCAUGGAUUUUAGAAAGUUGUGCAAAUAUUCAUGAUUCAACUAAAUCCAAGAACUGAAUAACUAUUGGGCGAAGCUGUCUAGGAAUUGAAGUGAAUGUCAGUUAUAGUCAUGAAUAAAACAUCCAGCAUAGCAGCCAAAUAUUUAAUUAAUGUCUCAUUUCAGACACUUCCGUGGGCCCAACAUGCCUCAAGAGUUGUAGCACUAUUAAUACAAGCCUUGUUAUCUUUAAUUGCAUUAACUAGCAGAUGCUGAUCACAAUUUGAGUUAGUUAACAAAGUAACAUACUAUCACCUGACUGAGGAACAUCUCUCACUGGGAGUGGUUUACGUUGGUAGUUUAGUAUUGGUUGAAUGAACCUUUCAAAGCUUUCAAAUGGAAUGUUACAAAAUACUUCCUUGCUUAUCCUUCAGCAAUUCUUGUAGGCUUCUGUGAACACCUGUUUUCCAUAGUUUUAAAUUUUGGUUGGGAUAUUGGUUGCAACAUUAGAAUCCUGUUGAGCAUUUCCCCUUCCACUAGUGUAUAACAACUGCUGUACAAUUCCAUAGUGUCUUACUCCAUACCUAUAUUUGGAGUUGUCAAUUUGUCCUGUAUAGCUCCUUUUGAAAGAGAGCUCUUUGAUUUCCUACGAUUUCCAUGGUGUAUAUUAUGUCUGAGGAAUUUCAAAUAAAUUUCUACGGUUUUGUGUAAAAGCCAUGUAUGCUCUCUGCUUUUAGAUAAGAAAACAAUGUUACUACGUCUGUAAUUUGUCUGCAGUUGUGUAUUGCUGAAGAACCUGAAGAUUUUUUGAUGAAGCUUAUAAAUUUUGUUUGUCCCUUUAAA
This is a messenger RNA of Chiloscyllium plagiosum (whitespotted bambooshark), 3973 nucleotides long. RefSeq names its product nicotinamide phosphoribosyltransferase 1 (gene nampt1). NCBI's taxonomy places the organism in Eukaryota, Metazoa, Chordata, Chondrichthyes, Orectolobiformes, Hemiscylliidae. The record is from RefSeq and is a predicted model, not a curated record. Gene Ontology annotation, biological process: NAD+ biosynthetic process. Gene Ontology annotation, molecular function: nicotinamide phosphoribosyltransferase activity.